AUGGCUUUGCUGUUCGGUCGCAAGACUGCAGGAACCAAGUGGAACACGAUCAACUACGCCCGUGGUCUCGUUAUCACUCUCUACAUGGUAUCUUGGGGCUUCUCCUUCAUGGCCACCAUCCUGGUCCAGACCAACAAUAACAACAUUGUCUCUUGUGUCAUGUCCAUCUACGCCUGUGUUGCUCUCUAUGCCGGAUCCAAGGUGGUUAUCUAUCUCUUCCUGAUGGAGAAGGUCUAUGUCGUCACUGCUGUUGGUUCAACCCGUCGAGACUUUUUCUUGUACAAGGUCAACUUGAUUCUAUUGCUGCCUUACACUGUCGUCAUAUCCCUUAUGAUUGCCUACCAGAACUCUGAGCUUCGUGCGGAGGAAGGCGGAAAGUGCUACAUCGGCCUGGGACCCCAAGCAGUCUAUCCCUUGAUCCUUUACGAUAUCUUUAUGUCGUGCUGGUUGACCUUCUUGUUCAUCCGCCCCCUCAUGAGCUCCACCUCGUUGCUCCAAGGCCCCUCCAAGGGCAAGCUGCGUGAUGUUGCCCGCAGAACCUUGAUGGGAUGUGUCAUCUCCUUGAUCCUCAGUACGGGCAACAUCUCGUCCUUGGUCAUCUUCAAGGGUUACGAGCGUGGCUUAAUCUGUUUGUCGUCCUGUACUGCCGAUGUGACUCUGAACGCCAUCACCAUCCAUUGGGUUACCUCCCGUGGUGGUGGACGUGUUGUGGGCACCGCCAGGUCGACGAGGGAGAGACCCGGUACCGCUUACAACGCCGGCAACAACGGCGUCCAUAGCGGAUACCACCUUACGGCCGCCGAUAAGCAGGUUGCUCCUUUGGAGUCGCACAUGUCGGUCACGGUCGAGUCCUAUGUGGAAGAGUACCAUCAGAUGCACUAUGGCGGCGGUUCAAGCAGUUCGACUGUCACCUCGCCACGGUACGGAAACACUGGCAGGGACCGGUAUGGUGAUGAUAUCCUACCGGCCACGACGCGGUAUGGUGAGACCAAUACUUCGCGGUAUGGGGAGCCUAGCUCAUCUCGCUAUGGCGAGUCAAGUUCUCCUCUUUAA
Messenger RNA from Linnemannia hyalina, 1053 nucleotides. The record is from the annotation of a GenBank genome assembly. Lineage: Eukaryota; Fungi; Mortierellomycota; Mortierellomycetes; Mortierellales; Mortierellaceae.